AGAGACUGUCUGUCGCGGUGGCAACAAGCAGCAGCCGGGCUGAGAUGCUAGGAGCAAGGAUGGCGCCUCCUGGAAGGACAAACCUGCCUGCAGCUGGGCCUGGUCUCCUCUGAAGGAGAUCCUGAUCCAAUUCCCAGCCAGCCUGGAGGGAUGUGGAAGCCAGGUGAACAGGGCUCGUGAAUCAGCUGAACCUUCAAGCUGAAUGGAAAAGUUACAGAAGCAACUGACUUCCCCGGGGAGUGUUGGUUCAUCCCGGGGAUCCAGUGUCCCAGGGUCACCCUCCAGCAUUGUGGCCAAAAUGGACAAUGAAGUCCUGGCGUACAAGGACUUGGCAGCAAUCCCCAAGGACAAGGCGAUCCUGGACAUCGAGCGUCCAGACUUGAUGAUCUAUGAGCCCCACUUCACCUACUCUCUCCUGGACCAUGUGGAGAGGCCAAGGAGCAGAGAGCGCUCCCUCUCGCCCAAAUCUCUUUCUCCUCCGCCUUCUCCAGAAGUCAUCCGGGACUGGAUGGAGAACAAGUCUCCGGGAAACACCUCCCAGGCAGCUAGUCGGCGGGCCAGCAGCUCCAGUCGCAGCGGAGUCCACCACUUCCACCGUCCUGAUAUCAACACAACGGAGAUGAACAUCUACAAGAAGCCUCCAAUCUACAAACAGAGGGAGCACUCAACAACACCAACCCCACAGAGCAAGCACAUGAUAGAGGGCCUGAUCAUUGAGUCCUCCAAGUUCCCAGCAGCCCAGCCCCCAGACCCAAACCAGCCGGCCAAGAUCGAGACGGACUACUGGCCCUGCCCUCCCUCUCUGGCAGUUGUUGAGACUGAGUGGAGGCAGCGGAAGGCUUCAAAGAGAGGCGAGGAAGAGGACGACCUCACAACAGAGAUGAAGAGCCUGCGGGAGCUGCAGAAACAAGAGCUGAGCAAGAUCGCCUCCAACUUAGGCAAGCUCAUCCUGAAGGAAGAGAUGGAGCAGUCAUCACUCCCCAUCAGGCGUAAAACCCGCUCCCUCCCAGACCGAACCCCCUUCCACACCUCGCUGCACGGAGGAAGCUCCAAAUCCUCGUCCCUUCCUUCCUACGGGAGAAGCACUCUUGCCAGGCUACAGUCAACGGAGUUUAGCCCAACUGGAAGCGAGAAGGGCAGCCCAGGUCUGCAGAAUGGCCAGCGGGGACGGAUGGACAGGGGGAACUCCCUCCCCAGCAUGCUGGAGCAAAAGGUUUACCCGUACGAGAUGCUGAUGGUGACUAAUCGAGGUCGUGUGAAACUGCCUCCAGGAGUAGACAGAACGAGGCUAGAGAGACACCUCUCCCCCGAGGAUUUCCUGCGCGUCUUUGAGAUGCCACCCGAGGAGUUCGCCAAGCUGGCCCUGUGGAAGCGGAAUGAGUUGAAGAAGAAAGCCUUCCUCUUCUGAUCCCCCCUGAGCCGAUGGGCUCAGUGUGAACUCCGUGUGUGUCACACCGUCUCGCAUCACAGGCGCUUUAGGGCUACGACUGAGCUGGUUCCGAGGAACUUCCCCCCCUUCUUUUCCACGCACCCCACUCGCUGCAGAGGCAGCUCCAAGCCCGAGUCUGGUAGAAGCUAAAGAGAAGCAGGCUCAGAGGAGAAGAGCAAGAACCCAGCCUUCCCUAGGUGGGGC
Molecule: messenger RNA, 1633 nt
Organism: Euleptes europaea (tarantolino)
Lineage: Eukaryota; Metazoa; Chordata; Lepidosauria; Squamata; Sphaerodactylidae
Gene: DMTN
Product: dematin actin binding protein
Exons: 16
Coding region: 203-1408 (401 amino acids)
Biological process (GO): actin filament bundle assembly; cytoskeleton organization; lamellipodium assembly
Cellular component (GO): plasma membrane; actin cytoskeleton
Molecular function (GO): actin filament binding
Source: RefSeq, a predicted model, not a curated record